Molecule: messenger RNA, 1758 nt
Organism: Contarinia nasturtii (swede midge)
Lineage: Eukaryota; Metazoa; Arthropoda; Insecta; Diptera; Cecidomyiidae
Exons: 4
Coding region: 1-1758 (585 amino acids)
Source: RefSeq, a predicted model, not a curated record
AUGGGUCGUCACAAGAAGGCUGAUCCAAACGCCGACCAAAGGUGUAUAAAGCAAGGACUGCCAUCAAUUAUCCGUGAACAAUAUCGGGAUGUAAUUGUCGCAAUCAUUUCGUACUUAUCGGUGAAGGCUACGAAGAUCGCAUGCCUUGCAUCGUUACUAUUUUUGAUGAAGGUCAAUGAAGCACUCGACGAUUUCAACUAUGAUUUUUUUGAAACCGAUGAACCAUCAACGAUCAUACACAACUGUUUUAAGGCCGUUCUUGUCGAUAACAUUGGUAACAUAUCGCUUAUGUUACCUGGUUUCCGCAACAUUGUCGACGCUGCACACAUUGACUGGCCCACAAACGGUGGGUUCGGGAACGGUUUUAAAUAUAUAUGGGAGCAGUACUACGACAAUGUCAAAACGAACCUGACAACGCAUUGCGAGUCUCGAUUGCGGAAGUUUUUUAAAAUGAGAGCAUUCGAACUCAACGACUACGCCAUCAAGUACAAUUAUUUCAACAAUUUGUACGGUAUGAUCGAAUUCGAAUUGCCAUACUACGACGAGGAAGAUAUAAAAAAUGCCAUCAAUUAUACUUAUCGUCGUCGAAACACCGCAAUUGGCGACGUUGAACGUGAGAUGCGAUUGGGUGAACUAUUGGAUGAAUUGCGUUGGUUGGGAGCACCGGACGAUUGCAAUAUCCGUGACUUUGUGAAAGAGGAUUGGUUCAAGUCGAUUCGCAUGUGGUCGGAAAUUCAGCGCGAUAUUCGGAACUUUCACUUUGCAUACGAAGAUCGUCGCGAUAAACCCCAAAUAAAAAACUUUGUCGUUGUGCCGAUGUGCACUUUUCAGCGUCGACACAUUCGAAUUGACACCGACGCAUUGUACGUUAUCCUAUCGAAUGCGAAAUUGGUGCCUCGAAAGUGCGGUAAACGGACACGUAAAGACGGAACAACAAAUUUCAAAAACAUCACGAGCAACGAAUUCCACACAAAUAAAAUCCUAAGUUGGAAUUUAUUCUUCGAUGUGGAGAAAAUUCUCAAACUUGUGCACAACAAAAAGGAAUUCGAUUCUCAAAUUUGUUCCGAUGGCGUAUCUGUAUCGUUGUUGUACAAAAAACCGAAAGUACCACCAGUCGAGACAACAGAUGACGAAAUCAAGGCAAUGUAUGACAGCAAUGAGUUGAAAUAUGCUGUUGGAUGUGAUCCGGGUAUGCGAACGUGGAACGCUUCCGUACGACGAGAUUUGCAUACCAAAGAAGAGGUGAAUUUGCGUAUAUCCAGCAAGCGAUAUCACUGGGAUGCGAAACAAGGCCGACGUAAUGCAAAAGCCGAACGAAUCACAAGAUUGUUUACUUUCGAAGAGCAAGCCGAUCGUAAUCGAAUUGCAGCUAUGAUUGGUGAAAUGCCAUCGCCAAAAGGACCAUCAUGGCGUUCGUACAUUGAACAUCGAUUACGUGUAAUGAAUGAUGGCAUUGAAACAUACUCAACCAAACAGUAUGCACGCUUGGGACUGGACAAGCAUAUCGAAUCGGUUCGUGCAAUCGACAAAACGGCAUGCAAAAUGGUUCACAAUCAACCAUCAAUUUUCUACAUGGGAGCCAGUGGAUCCACACCAGCCAACUCACCGAUCAAAAUCAAAAAACACGUGCGAUGCCCAGGCACUCGCAAACUGAUUGCAGCCAUCAUGAAACGUGGAAAUUGUAUCGUUUGGAUGGUCGAUGAAAAUGUGUGGGUUGUGUACCAAAUCCAAUUGUUGGACUACCACGAACCAUCGUAA